Molecule: messenger RNA, 1688 nt
Organism: Cucumis melo (muskmelon)
Lineage: Eukaryota; Viridiplantae; Streptophyta; Magnoliopsida; Cucurbitales; Cucurbitaceae
Product: COBRA-like protein 4
Exons: 6
Coding region: 61-1431 (456 amino acids)
Biological process (GO): cellulose microfibril organization; plant-type cell wall cellulose biosynthetic process
Cellular component (GO): plasma membrane
Source: RefSeq, a predicted model, not a curated record
ACCAGCUAUCUGAGUUUUUAAGUUGAUUGAAGCUUUUGAUCCUGCAAAAGCUUUCAAGCCAUGGAAGUUAAUACCUAUAAUCAUUCCUUACACAAAAUUCUCUUUCAAUGGGAAUGUUACUCGCCUCGACAGCAAAAGAUUGCACUCUUAGCACUUCUUAUCUUUACAGCUUUCUAUUCAACUGGGGCUUACGAUCCGUUGGAUCCAAAUGGAAACAUAACAAUUAAAUGGGAUGUAGUCUCUUGGACGCCAGACGGAUAUGUUGCUGUGGUGACGAUGAACAACUUUCAGAUGUACCGACAUAUCAAUUCACCAGGAUGGACUCUAGGCUGGUCAUGGGCCAAGAAAGAAGUAAUAUGGUCAAUGGUGGGAGCUCAGACAACGGAACAAGGAGAUUGUUCCAAGUUCAAAGGAAAUGUCCCUCACUGUUGCAAGAAAACCCCAACAGUUGUUGAUUUGCUCCCUGGUGUUCCUUAUAAUCAACAAUUCUCCAAUUGCUGCAAAGGUGGAGUAUUGGCAUCCUGGGGACAGGAUCCAACAAGUUCGGUCUCUGCCUUUCAGGUGAGUGUUGGGCUAGCCGGCACAUCAAACAAAACUGUAAAGUUGCCAAAAAACUUCACACUGCUCGGUCCAGGACCAGGAUACACAUGUGGACCUGCAAAGGUUGUGCCUUCUACUGUCUUCCUUACUCCUGAUCGUCGACGGAAAACUCAAGCACUGAUGACAUGGAAUGUAACCUGCACUUACUCACAAUUUCUGGCCUCUAAGAACCCAACUUGCUGCGUAUCACUCUCCACUUUCUACAAUGAUACGAUCACCUCUUGCCCAACGUGUGCAUGUGGCUGUCAGAACAAACAUAAUUGUAUAAAGAGUGACUCAAAGCUAUUGCACAAGGAAGGAAUAAACACUCCCAAAAAGGAUAAUACACCUUUACUACAAUGCACCCAUCACAUGUGUCCUGUUAGAGUACACUGGCACGUAAAGAUUAAUUACAAGGAUUACUGGCGUGUGAAGGUUGCUGUAACUAACUUCAACUACAGAAUGAACUACACACUGUGGACACUGGCAGUGCAACAUCCAAAUCUAAACAAUGUAACUCAAGUCUUCAGUUUUGACUACAAGCCCCUUGUUCCCUAUGAAUCCAUCAAUGACACUGGCAUGUUCUAUGGCAUGAAAUUCUACAAUGAUCUAUUAAUGGAAGCAGGGCCAUUUGGGAAUGUACAAUCUGAAGUACUCAUGAAGAAGGACAAGGAUACCUUUACCUUCAAGCAGGGUUGGGCCUUUCCUAGAAAAGUAUACUUCAAUGGCGACGAAUGUCAGAUGCCACCACCAGAAUCGUACCCAUUUCUACCGAACUCUUCGCCUGUAGGAUCUGGUCCAGUUACCAAAUUUACCACCUCCUUGAUUUUGAUACUCUGGUUCAUGUGGUGAUCAAUGGUCAUUCUUCUCGUUCUUGAUGAACUUCAAAGAUCUAUACAUGUUUAUAAUUCAAGGGAGAAACUACAGAUCUGCAAUGAACAUAGGUAUGCAUGCCAGAUAUUAUUGGUCAUAGAAUACAUGCACUCAGCAGAAAAAUCAAUUUUUGUUGUUUCUGAGUUGUCUGAAGUUAACUGUCUCAAGUAAACAUAUCCUCUCUUACCAAUGUGCUUCACAAAAAAUUCAGUAUAGAAAUUAUUCUAGAGUGCAAA